UUAACUGACUCAAACAUUUCUGUUCGAUUUUUGUUUUUCCUUAAGUGCUGCACACUUGAUAGUUGAUCGUUUGUGUAUAGACUACGAAUUUGGGUUUCAGAAGAUUAAAACUCCAGCUAUGACAGAGGAGUCAAAUGGAACAGGAACACCCAGAAUGCUGGGAAAUGAGAAAAGCACGGAUGGUAAGAGUGGAGAGGUGGAUACUGACACAGUGCUGGACCCCAAAACAGCAGCCCAAAGCUCUGAGGCUCCUGCCAGUGUUAAAAAACACAAGAAGAAGAAGAAGAAAACAGCAGCUGACGGGAAAGACAGUCAGCAGAAAGGAAUAAAAAGCACAGCUGAGGAAACAUCUAAACAAGAGACCACAGAAUUAACUCCUGAUGAGCAGCUGAAUCGAGAGCUGGACUGGUGCAUCGAACAGCUCGAGCUGGGCCUGAGAACUCAAAAAACAUCCAGCAAACAAAGGGAAGAAGCAAGUCGUGCUCUGAAGACUUUACGAAGCUCCAAAGCUCCUUUGGUGAAGAAGAGGCAGGUAAUGCGAGCGAUCUCAGGAGACUACAGGAAGAAGAUCGAAGAGGAAAAAGCCAGACAGUUCAAGCUCAUACAGUCAUCAAUGACCUCGGCCCGGGUCACCACUGUCUCUGAGUGCAAACCAGUGUUCCACCGGAGAGCUGAGAGGAACACACAACCCACAGACAAAACAGAUCAAUCUCAAGAGACGCACACCCUGCAAGGGCCCCGGGAGACAACUGAACACACAGAGACUGAUCACGGCACAAAACCUUUUGUUUUCACUAAAACACAUGAAGAGUUUUGCUUCAACUUCAAUUUGUGACUCUACCCAUUAACAUCAACCAGCAGGAUUUGUGCCUUAAGUAGACACGUGAUACUUCUAUUGCAUGAUUUUACUGUACAUUCUUUAUGAAAUUCGUUAAGAAUAAAAUAUUGCUAAUCAUA
Messenger RNA from Rhinichthys klamathensis goyatoka, 957 nucleotides. It is a transcript of the gene cunh8orf33, whose product is annotated as chromosome unknown C8orf33 homolog. The transcript has 5 exons. The record is from RefSeq and is a predicted model, not a curated record. NCBI's taxonomy places the organism in Eukaryota, Metazoa, Chordata, Actinopteri, Cypriniformes, Leuciscidae. Bases 119 to 835 code for a protein of 238 amino acids.